AUGGACGAAUCCAACUCCAGCGACAUGCUUCCCAAAAAACAUCAUGAUAAAAAUUUGGAACUGGACAAGAAAAUUGAGGCUCUACGCAGAAAGAAUGCAGCGCUGAUGAAAAGGUACCAGGAGGUGGAAGAGGACAAGAAAAAGGCAGAGGAGGAAGGCAUGGCGCUGCAGUCUCGCAAGGGCAAAGCCGAUGACCUCUCAAUUACCAUCUGCAAGUCCACCAGCGACGGUCGGAUGGUCACAGCCAAACCCAUGACCACUGGGUCAGAGCAGGACAGGGUAGGGGACGGUCCAUCUCCAAGUGCAGGCCGCGGGCAGAGGAAAGAGCUGACUGUGACAAUGCCAGUGAAAAAGGGUAAGAGGGUGGUGACUGAGAAGAGCCCGGAGCUUUCAGACGCUGCUUCAGAUGAUGGACAGUCGAGACAUGUGGAGUCAAUGAGGGUAAAAGCGGCCCACAUCCCCAAGACUGACACGGCGGCUCAGGUUUGCACCCCCUCCCCUGCUCCCCACCCCGUCUCUUCUCCCCUCUCAUGUGUUUGCAUGGUCCAAAGCUCUAAUCACAAGCUCUGUUCCCACUGA
Molecule: messenger RNA, 579 nt
Organism: Knipowitschia caucasica
Lineage: Eukaryota; Metazoa; Chordata; Actinopteri; Gobiiformes; Gobiidae
Source: the annotation of a GenBank genome assembly